CGGCGGCCACUCGGCGUGCCGGGGACCGUGCGCCACCGGAGCGAUCUAGGCCUCCAAACCUGGCGCCCACCGCGCCCCCGGGCCUGCCCAGCGGCGUCCCCCGCCGCCCCGCACUCCUGGGUAACUCUUCCCUCGCCGCCGCACACUUACCGAAGCCCGCUGGGCCGUCCGCUGCCUCUCCAGAGGUUAGAAUUCCUGCGGGACCCCCGAGCGCCCCUUCCCCGCUAGCCCCAAGUCUGAGACCACUAGAAGAUGCCCCCUGUUUGGGGCGGACCCCAAACUGCGCAGGUUCCUGGCGCCCUCCUGGAUGCCCCUGUACCCAGAGUGGAGCGACCCCAGAGUCCCUGCGCAGAGCCCAGCCCAGGCCCCCUCCGAGGCCUGGGACCCCCUCCCGCGGUGACUCCGUCUCUAUUUUGGGGGAAGGGGACGCUCAGCGGAAGCCCCGAGUUAUAAUUAGCCCAACUCGGGUUUCCUAGUUAAUCUCCAACACCACCAACAACCCCAGCUCAGGGAGACAGGGCUGGAUGAGGGGUGACCGCCGAAGAGGGGGGAGUUCCGACCCGGGGAAUUUUGAUCCCUUGGCUGGAGAUGCCGGAAUCGCAGCAGCUGCUACCCCAAAAUAGCGCCCCCGCCCUUGCGGCCGGGGAUCUCCGGAGCUCCGGGAACACAGGCGUCCCGGCUCGCCCUUCAGGCCCCUGUGUGAUACCCGCGAGCUCCCAGGCCCCCACCCCAAGUUCCCGGCUCCCGGGCUUGGGGCGGAGAGCGCAGUCCUCUUCUCGGUCUCUACUGCCCCCUUCCGGCAACAGCGUGAACUGCAACGCCGGACGGAUAGGGUCUCGCAUCCUGGGGUCCAGGGCCCAGGAGCCUGUUCGCUGGGAGUAGGCAAGGCGGGGUUUUGCUGAUGGGAACCGACGGGUACCAGCGCGCGAUGCCCGACAGCAGAUGGGGCGAGGCAGGGUAGGGCAGGAUGUGGAGUAGGCAGGAUUUGGGGUGCUCCAGGAUCUGGAGCUCCCACACCUUGAAUGUCCAAACCACUUCCCCUAGGGCCAAGGCACUGGCCAACCCAGGAGAGACUAGGGCUGUGCCUGUAGGCCGCGCAAGUUCCCCCAGCUGGAACCGCCCGUCAGUGAGGGCCCCGCCCCUGUCCUGUGGCCUGUGCGUGGACUGCGGCCUCUGGUGCCCGCAUUGCAAGCACCCUGCCCAGCCCAAGCCACAGAGCCAGAGGAAGGUGAGGGCGGUGGGCCCCACGGGGCCCUGGAGGGUAUGCAUUGGCAGAUCUUCUCUCUGUUACCUGCAUUUGUCUGGGUGCGUGUGUCUGCCUGAUCUGUCCCCUCUUGCCUGUCUAUGUCCUUUCUCUGCCUGUCUCCUUCACUCCCUUUAUUUUUCUCCUCCUCUUGCCAACCUGCCCCACCUCCUCUGCAGCGGAGAGAUAAUCCUUGGGCAAGAUUGUUACCUAAUCUCCUCCCUCCUGGCGGCCUGCAGCCUUUACCCUUUGCCUUUCUUUCUCCCAGCAGACGACCGCCUGCCCUGGCAGCCAUGAGGCCCCCGUGGUGUCCCCUACACACGCCCUCCCUAGCUUCCCCACUCCUUUUCCUCCUCCUCUCUCUCCUGGGAGGAGGGGCCGGGGCUGAGGGCCGAGAGGACCCAGAACUGCUGGUAACUGUCCGUGGGGGCCGACUGCGGGGCAUCCGCCUAAAGGCCCCUGGGGGCCCCGUCUCUGCUUUCCUGGGCAUCCCCUUUGCCGAGCCACCUGUGGGGCCCCGCCGCUUUCUACCACCGGAGCCCAAGCGGCCCUGGACAGGGGUGCUGGACGCUACGACUUUCCAGAGUGUCUGCUACCAAUAUGUGGACACUCUGUACCCUGGAUUUGAGGGCUCCGAGAUGUGGAACCCCAACCGUGAGCUAAGCGAGGACUGCCUCUACCUCAACGUGUGGACACCAUACCCCCGGCCUGCAUCCCCCACCCCUGUCCUUGUCUGGAUCUAUGGUGGUGGCUUCUACAGUGGGGCUUCCUCCUUGGACGUGUAUGAUGGCCGCUUUCUGGCACAGGUUGAGGGGACUGUGCUGGUGUCCAUGAACUACCGAGUGGGAGCCUUUGGCUUCUUAGCUCUGCCAGGGAGCCGAGAGGCCCCAGGCAAUGUGGGUCUGCUGGAUCAGAGGCUAGCACUGCAGUGGGUGCAAGAGAAUGUGGCAGCCUUUGGGGGUGACCCAACGUCGGUGACUCUGUUUGGGGAGAGUGCAGGCGCCGCCUCAGUGGGCAUGCACCUGCUGUCCCCACCCAGCAGGAGCCUCUUCCAUAGGGCUGUGCUGCAGAGCGGUGCACCCAAUGGACCCUGGGCCACUGUGGGCAUGGGGGAGGCCCGCCGCAGGGCCACACUGCUGGCCCGCCUCGUGGGCUGUCCCCCGGGGGGUUCUGGUGGCAAUGACACAGAGCUAGUAGCCUGCCUGCGGACACGGCCAGCUCAAGACCUGGUAGACCACGAGUGGCACGUGCUGCCUCAGGAAAGUAUCUUCCGCUUUUCCUUCGUGCCUGUGGUGGACGGAGACUUCCUCAGUGACACGCCUGAGGCCCUCAUCAAUGCUGGAGAUUUCCACGGCCUGCAGGUGCUGGUGGGUGUGGUGAAGGAUGAGGGCUCCUAUUUUCUGGUUUAUGGGGCCCCAGGCUUCAGCAAAGACAACGAAUCUCUCAUCAGUCGGGCCCAGUUCCUGGCUGGGGUGCGGGUCGGGGUCCCCCAGGUGAGUGACCUGGCGGCCGAGGCUGUGGUCCUGCAUUACACAGACUGGCUGCACCCUGAGGACCCGGAGCGCCUAAGGGAAGCCAUGAGUGCCGUGGUGGGUGACCACAAUGUCGUGUGCCCUGCGGCUCAGCUAGCUGGGCGACUGGCAGCCCAGGGGGCCCGAGUCUAUGCCUACAUCUUUGAACACCGUGCCUCCACGCUCUCCUGGCCCCUCUGGAUGGGGGUGCCCCAUGGCUACGAGAUUGAGUUCAUCUUUGGGCUUCCCCUGGACCCCUCACUGAACUACACUGUCCAGGAAAGAAUCUUUGCCCAGCGGUUGAUGAGAUACUGGACCAACUUUGCCCGCACAGGGGACCCCAAUGACCCGCGCAACACCAAGGGCCCACAGUGGCCACCAUACACUGCAGGUGCGCAGCAGUACGUGAGCCUCAAUCUGCGGCCGCUGGAGGUGCGGCGGGGGCUGCGCGCCCAGGCCUGCGCCUUCUGGAACCGAUUUCUACCCAAAUUGCUCAGCGCCACCGACACGCUGGACGAAGCAGAGCGCCAGUGGAAGGCCGAGUUCCACCGCUGGAGCUCCUACAUGGUGCACUGGAAGAACCAGUUCGACCAUUACAGCAAGCAGGAUCGCUGCUCAGACCUGUGACUCCGGCGAGACCCCACGUCCCUCCGCCCCGCCCGGCCCCCUCGCUGUAUAUAUUAUUUAUUAAAUGGCUGGGAUAUAACAGACCAGCCCCAGACCCUGCCCACCCGACCCCGAAUCCCCCCGGGGUUCCCCCUCCUCUGCAUGUCUCGGGCCGAGCUCCCUCCCCCGCGGUGCCUUCGCCCCUCUGGGCUGCCAAUAAACUGUUACAGCCACCGGAA
Molecule: messenger RNA, 3599 nt
Organism: Marmota monax (woodchuck)
Lineage: Eukaryota; Metazoa; Chordata; Mammalia; Rodentia; Sciuridae
Gene: Ache
Product: acetylcholinesterase (Cartwright blood group)
Exons: 4
Coding region: 1345-3381 (678 amino acids)
Biological process (GO): acetylcholine catabolic process; choline metabolic process
Cellular component (GO): plasma membrane
Molecular function (GO): acetylcholinesterase activity
Source: RefSeq, a predicted model, not a curated record